AUGUCGUGGCUGUUCGGCCUGAACAAGGGGCAGCCUGAGGCGCCACCCGGUCUCCCGGUUCAGCCGCCACCACCGCCACCUCCGCCAGCCGGAGGCUCCAGCGGCGGCGGUGGAGAUAAACCCAAGGACAAAUGGAGCAACUUCGAUCCCACCGGGCUGGAGCGAGCUGCUCAGGCGGCUAAGGAGCUCGACAAGUCCCGACAUGCCAAAGAAGCUCUGGACCUGGCUCGAAUGCAGGAGCAGACCACUCAGAUGGAGCAUCAGAGCAAAAUGAAGGAGUAUGAAGCAGCAGUCGAGCAGCUCAAAGGUGACCAGAUCCGAAUCCAGGGAGAGGAGAGAAGGAAAACUGUUAAUGAGGAGACCAAGCAGCAUCAAGCGAGAGCUCAGUAUCAAGAUAAGCUGGCCAGGCAGCGAUAUGAGGACCAACUAAGACAACAGCAAGCCCUGAAUGAGGAGAACCUUCGCAAACAGGAGGAGUCUGUCCAGAAACAGGAGGCCAUGAGGAAAGCGACGAUAGAGCACGAGAUGGAGCUAAGGCACAAGAACGAGCUCCUGCGUAUAGAGGCAGAGACUAAAGCACGAGCCCGUGUGGAGCGAGAGAACGCCGAUAUCAUCCGCGAGCAAAUCCGCCUGAAGGCUGCAGAACACAGACAGACUGUCUUGGAGUCUAUAAAGACUGCAGGUGCUGUGUUUGGAGAAGGAUUCAGGGCCUUUGUGUCAGACUGGGACAAAGUCACAGCCACGGUGGCAGGACUGACCCUUUUAGCCGUGGGAGUUUACUCUGCCCGAAACGCAACAGCGGUGGCAGGACGUUACAUCGAGGCCAGGCUCGGUAAGCCGUCACUGGUGAGGGAAACGUCCCGAUUCACCGUGGCAGAGGCAAUCAAGCAUCCAGUCAAGACGACCAAGCGGCUGAGGAGCAAACCUCAGGACGCCCUCGAGGGAGUCGUGCUCAGUCCUUCCCUGGAAGAGCGUGUUCGUGACAUCGCCAUAGCAACAAGAAACACGAGACAGAACAACGGCCUGUACAGGAACAUCCUCAUGUAUGGCCCUCCAGGCACGGGCAAAACUCUCUUUGCUAAGAAGCUUGCAAUGCAUUCUGGGAUGGACUACGCAAUUAUGACUGGUGGUGAUGUGGCACCCAUGGGCCGUGACGGUGUGACAGCCAUGCACAAAGUGUUUGACUGGGCUGGUACAAGUCGGCGCGGGCUUCUGCUUUUCGUUGAUGAAGCUGAUGCAUUCCUUCGCAAGAGAGCCACUGAGAAGAUCAGUGAGGACCUCAGAGCCACUUUGAAUGCAUUUUUGUAUCGCACUGGAGAGCAGAGCAACAAGUUCAUGCUGGUGUUGGCCAGUAACCAGCCAGAGCAGUUCGACUGGGCCAUCAACGACCGUAUAGAUGAAAUAGUGAAUUUUGCUCUGCCGGGUCCUGAGGAGAGGGAGAGGCUGGUGCGGUUGUACUUUGACAAAUAUGUGCUGGAGCCCGCCACAGGAGGGAGGCAGAGGAUGAAGCUGGCACAGUUUGACUACGGUAAAAAGUGCUCAGAGAUAGCGAAGCGGACAGAGGGCAUGUCAGGAAGAGAGAUCUCUAAGCUGGGUGUGGCCUGGCAGGCGGCAGCAUAUUCCUCUGAAGAUGGCGUCCUGACAGAGGCCAUGAUUGACGCCCGAGUUGAUGACGCUGUCAGGCAGCACCUUCAGAAGAUGGACUGGCUGCAUGGAGACGAGGAGUCUCAGGCCAAGACCCUUACACCUCCCACAGCUGGAGCGAUAGCCAGUGGAGGCAAAAUGGGCUUCACUCUGCCGCACAGUGAGGCACCCGAGGCUCAGGAGGUGAUCGCCCCAGUUCUCGAGAUGAAUACGAAACAAGAAGGUGAAAGUAUACCACCUCCUUCAUAUAUCGACCAAUCUGCAGAAGGCAAAAGUGCCACCCCAGCUGCACAGGACUGUGAAGAUGCCGUCAAAGCAGAAGCUGCGACGACAGUGGAGAGUUUAGACCAGCCUGCUGCCUCCACUGAUGGUGAGGGCAAGACAGAGAAGGAAGAUAAAACUGGAUCAUCUCCUCCAAAAGACGGAACUCCAGUUUGAGUUGUAGAUUUGGUCAGUGGGGCGGCUGGGAUUAGAAAGAUUAGUGUCCUGCCCCUGUAACUAGUCUGUCAGUUUGUCUUAAAGUCUGUUGGACUGUCUGUGACAGAAGAUGUGUCCAGCAGGGGGAGAUAAUUAACUUUACGAAACACAAAUAAUGCCUGAGACUGUUUGAUUCUAAUAUAUAAUGUAUACAUUGUAAAAGUGUACUUUACAUGAAACCAGACUGUGUGUCUGUAAUAACAGUGUAUAAGUGUUGUGCACAGUGGAGUGUCUCUGUGGAAAUGAUUAAAUGGAUUUGUGUUUUUAUAAA
Messenger RNA from Epinephelus lanceolatus (giant grouper), 2392 nucleotides. RefSeq names its product ATPase family AAA domain containing 3 (gene atad3). NCBI's taxonomy places the organism in Eukaryota, Metazoa, Chordata, Actinopteri, Perciformes, Serranidae. Gene Ontology annotation, biological process: mitochondrion organization. Gene Ontology annotation, cellular component: mitochondrion. The record is from RefSeq and is a predicted model, not a curated record. Gene Ontology annotation, molecular function: zinc ion binding; ATP binding; ATP hydrolysis activity.